AUGGACAAUGUAUGUAAACAUUGCCAUGCUCUAAAAUUCAAAGGAGAAUCAGCAGGUUUAUGUUGCGCAUCAGAGAAAAUUAUAUUGACAAAAUUAACAACACCACCGGAACCUUUAAAAACUCUACUAGAUGGAACAACGUCUCAAUCAAAAAUAUUACUGAAAAAAAAUCGCAAAUUUAAUUCAUGUUUUCAGAUGACGUUAUUUGGUGCUACGAAAGUAUUUGAAAAUGAAGAUGGUCGAAAUUUCGAAUCAACAUUUAAGAUACAAGGUCAAGUUUACCACCAAAUCGGUUCAUUGUUUCCCAUGCCUGAUGUGAAUCCGAAAUUCUUACAGAUUUAUUUUAUGGGCGAUGAUGAACAACAAACAAACAUGCGAUGUGAAUUUAAUCACAUACAGUUUAUGAAGGAAAGAGAUAUUGUGAACUCUUUGGAAAUAUUUUUUAAAAACCAUAACCAGUUGUUGUAUUUGUUUAAGACUCUUUCAAGUAGACUAGAAAACGAUGAUUACGCUAUUAUUAUUAGAGCAGACAAAGUGCCGAUGGGAGAACAUGCUGGCGCAUAUAAUGAAGUCGCGGUCGUAAUAGCUGGUGAUCUAUAUGAGGGGCGUGAUAUACGUAUACAACGGAGAGAUAAUACCAUGCAGAUAAUACAGGACAGUCAUAGUUCUUAUGAUGCUUUGCAGUAUCCAUUGAUUUUUGGAAAGGUGCAGAACUUGCCAAAAGUAAGUGCCAUGGAUUUUUACUGCUACCGAUUAAUGAUUCGAGCUAAUGAAGAAAAUAACAUUUUUAAAUGCAGACAGCUAUUCCAUCAGUUCGUGGCCGACAUGUAUGUAAAAAUUGAGAGUGAGAGAUUGAGAUUCAUAAAGUUUAAUCAAGCCAAACUCCGCGCUGAGGAAUAUAUACAUUCGCGUGAUGCAGUACUUGGUAAUGUAGAUGCAAUGAAUGAUAUUAGUCAUAUUGGUACUGCAUAUAUUCUUCCAUCUUCUUAUAUUGGAAGUCCGCGACAUAUGCAGGAGUACAUUCAAGAUGCUAUGGCUUAUGUUCGUGCAUAUGGCAGACCUGAUCUGUUCAUUACCUUUACGUGCAAUCCCAAAUGGGAUGAAACAAAAAAAUUGUUGAUGCCGGGACAAACAACGAUGGAUAGGCAUAGAAGCGACAAAGCGAUAUUUGCAAUUAAAAGUAUUAAUGAGAAUGAUGAAAUAACUCGAUAUAAAUGGGCUGUGCAUUUGGAGAACGGUCAGCGGGUAUACUUUACAGAAAACAAUAUAUUACAACAAGCUUUGACUGCUCCGAAGACUACUCUAACUGCAUUUUUUAAACUUUGUAAUAGAUCAGAUAUUGCUGGAAGAUUUGCUAGAACAUUAUUAUAUACAGAUACACCUAAAUAUUUUACAUGGGAUAAAAAAUCAAAAGAUUGGGUACCUAGAAAACGAGGUAUUCCUGUUUCAGGAUUCGAAGGCAUAUAUAUGACAAACAAUUUGGUUAGAUUGUAUACUGUUCAUCCUAAGCAACGAGAAUGCUUUUAUUUACGUUUGUUGUUGAUUAAUGUUAUAGGACCAAAAUCAUUCCAAAAUUUGAGGACAGUCAAUGGUAUUUUAUAUGAAACUUUUUAUGAUGCGUGCCGUGAGUUGCACUUAUUGGAGAAUGAUAAUCAAUGGGACAUGACUCUUGCAGAUGCAGCACUGAUUUCAUCUGCACAUCAAAUUCGACAAUUAUUUGCAAUAAUAUUAACAACAUGUUUUCCAUCAGAUGCAUCUGCACUGUGGAAUACACAUAAAGACCCAAUGAAACAAAUAUAUAACGAAGCCUUAAUAAUGAUUGAAGAUAUUUGUAUCCAAAUUUCGAACAUGUCGCUAAUUCAAUUUGGCAUGUCAGCACCGAGCCGAGCAGCAGUAGAUAUCAUGAACAACGAUGUUGAACGUGAACACCAGUUUGAUAAAACUGCUUUAGCUACUUUUGUUGCUAAUAAUAAAAUAUUGCUUACUGCCGAGCAACAAAGUGUAUAUGAUCAAAUCAAUACGUCAAUUGAGGCACAACAGGGCGGAUUCUUUUUUUUGGACGCACCCGGAAGCACUGGAAAAACAUUUAUUAUUUCACUGAUUCUUGCGCGUGUGCGGUCGCAAAAUAAUAUUGCGUUGGCAAUAGCUUCUUCAGGAAUUGCAGCAACAUUAUUUGAAGGAAGACGAACUGCGCAUUCGGCAUUUAAGUUACCUUUAAAUGUUCAUGUUAACCUAGAAGAAAUGUGCAACAUAAAGAAGAAAUCAGGAAUGGCGAAAGUUUUGCGAAAAUGUGAAAUAAUCAUCUGGGAUGAAUGUACUAUGGCGCACAAGCAUUCGCUUGAAGCUCUUGAUAGGUCGCUGAAAGAUAUCAAAAAUAAUAAUUGUCUUUUUAGUGGCUGCUUAUUGCUACUGUCUGGCGAUUUCAGACAGACAUUGCCCAUUAUUCCACGAGCGACGCGUGCUGAUGAAAUAAAUGCCUGCUUAAAAAAGUCUUAUCUGUGGCGUAAGAAAUUAUAUCUUAGUGUUAACAUUCGUGUUCAAUGUCUAAAUGAUGCACUGGGGUCGAAAUUUUCACAACAAUUAUUGGAUAUUGGUAAUGGCAGAAUUAAUUUUUAUGAAAAUAUAGAGUACAUUCAAUUCCCUGAUAAUUUUUGUAAUAUGCAUAAUCAUGAAGAUCAUGAGUGGCUACAAGAACGAGCAAUUUUAGCAGCAACGAAUUUGGAUGUAGACGAAAUGAAUUUAAAAAUACUACAGAUACUGCCAGGAUAUGAAUUCACAUUUAAAUCAGUUGAUACUGUUAUUGAUCCUGAUGAAAUCGUCAAUUAUCCAGUCCAUAUUAUUACUAUUGAAA
Ctenocephalides felis (cat flea) is the source of this 2851-nucleotide messenger RNA. RefSeq lists its product as uncharacterized. The record is from RefSeq and is a predicted model, not a curated record. Gene Ontology annotation, molecular function: DNA helicase activity. The annotation marks the transcript as partial. Lineage: Eukaryota; Metazoa; Arthropoda; Insecta; Siphonaptera; Pulicidae. Gene Ontology annotation, biological process: DNA repair; telomere maintenance. The transcript has 5 exons.